AUGCCUUCUGGUUAUUUAAGCUUAGACCAGGAUUAUGAGAUACAACAGAAUGAAUUAGAGGCAAUUAAAUGCAUCUACAUGGACGAUUUCGUUGACAAAACAGUUGCAAAGUCCACUUGGGAUAAACAUCCUCUAAUCCAGUUCGAGAUCUCUUUGAGAUCUACGAAUCAAGAGCCUGCAGAAUCCUCGGUGACUUUAGAUGUAACAUUGCCUGCCAAUUACCCACAGCAACAGCCAAUAAUCACGUUUAAGAACGUUCGAAACGUUCUUGGCAGCUAUUUAAACGUUUUGCAAGAACAAAUCAAGGAAAUACACAAGCGCUCUAAAGGUCGCGAGGAAAUCAUCUUUGAGAUUACCUCACUUGCUCAGGAAAAGCUUGACGAAGCUCAAGGUUCAGCGAACAUGCAAUCUUUGGAAGAUGAGAGGCUACAAAGGAUCGAGGAUGAUAAAAGGCGUCAGGAAGAAGAGGAAAAUAAGCGCCAAGUUGACGUGGAAGUUAACAGAAUAAAAGAACAGGAAGCGAUAGACGAAAUCAUUCGAAAGGAGCUUGAAAAAAGGCAUGAUGAUGACCUUACCUUCAAGCACGAAAAUGUCGUAGAUUUGAAUCCGCCGGCAGAUUGGGUCACUUCGGGGGAAGCCACCGUUUUUCCUAAGGCUGUCAAGGCCAAGCUCCCGAACAACUCAAUUUACAAAUUCAAGGCUGUCGUCAACCCAAAGGAAAUUAGCUUAAGUUCAGAUUUGCUUGGAUUUGCCAAACAAAUGCUAGUCAAACCUUACAUUCCACCUGACUCGCCUUUGGCUAAUAACCUGACAUCUUCUGACAUGAUGGACAACUUCUUUUACCUGCUCACUGAGGUGACUCUAGAUAAUGCCUUUUUCAACACUAGCAAUGGUAAAAGAGAGAUCUCAAACCUCGAAAAGGAGCUGGACUCACUUGUGCGAGUUAAACACGAUAAUGUAAACAAACUGUUCGCAUUCGCGAUUGAGCGCACUGGAAGAAACAACAGCAAUUAUGCUUGGAAAAUAAAGCUACUGAGCGAAUACUUCCCGCUUUCUUUAGUGGGUGACAUAGUAGAGUCUGUCGGAUUCGUUAACUUGGCGACCGCACGCGGAUGGGUUCUGAGAUUAAUCGAGGGGUUAGAAUGCUUGCAUAAGCAUGGUGUUGUUCACAAACACCUAAGUCCUCAGACGAUCAAUCUAGCGAAAGACGUGGAUUUCGGAACAACUGUCCCAAAACUGCUACAUUCUGGAUACGGGUUUACUAUUGUAAAUCUUUUAGCCAAUCAUCCUAAUAAAUCUGGCCUUAAAGUCGAGCCCCCAACUCGAAAUUGGAUGGCGCCUGAAUUGAUAAAAUUCGCUAAUAGUAAACCUCAAAGGAAAACAGAUAUUUGGCAGCUGGGGGUCUUGUUCAUUCAGAUAAUAAAUGGGAUGGACACGCUAGUCAACUUUUCAUCCCCACAGGAAUUUCUCGAUAAUACUGAAAUGAGUGAUAGUCUUACAGCUUUCUUAGGAAAACUAUUAGAGCCCGAAGCUAAGAAAAGAUUUGGCCCUCUUGAGUUAAUCCCAAUGAAAUUUUUGAGGACUAAUCUAGAUCCAUCUCUUAACAAAUUUUGCGCAAUAGAUUCUAAGACAGAUUCCAGCGUGGCGCCUUUAGCCCGCCGAAGUUCGAGGUCGAGUAAUACUCUAUCCCAAUCUGCAGGCGAAGUCAGAAGACGAAGCUUUAAUGUCAGGUCCAGAUAUUUAUCCACGAAUCCUUCCACCAACUCGAGAUACGCGACCGAUUUUGAAGAGGUUGCAGUUUUAGGAAAAGGUGCAUUUGGUCAAGUCGUCAAAGCUCGUAACGCACUCGACAGUCGUUACUAUGCUAUCAAAAAAAUUAGGCACACAGAAGAAAAGCUUUCUUCUAUUUUGAGCGAGGUGAUGCUUCUAGCAAGUCUAAACCAUCAGUACGUUGUUCGUUAUUACGCUGCUUGGUUGGAGGAAGAAUUAGCUGAAGAAGAUGCUGUCACAUCAAGUGAUGAUGACACCGAAUCUGACACUGAUGAACAGGCGACUGACUUUACUGAGCCAGGUUUAACCAAUAGCAGGUCGAAUAUUGCCAAUAAUAGCUGGGAUUUUAUCUCAAAUUCAUUUCAAGCUUCCAAUUACCCAGAAAUUGUCUUUGCAAAUAGUGAAGAUGAGUGCGAAGAAGACUCGGAAGAAGAAAGCAGUGUUUCUUCUUCAGAAAACCUCAAAUUUGGUCAGACUGAUCGAAGUAAUGACUCCAUUUCACUAUUCGAGAACAAAGACCGAAAGUUGCAAGAAUCACGGAGCUCGCGCUCAGGCAUAGUGGAAGUAAGGCGUCAAGCAUUAAUCGAGCAGACGAAAGCUAGGCGAAAAACGAAAAGUACACUUUUUAUUCAAAUGGAAUACUGCGAAAAUCGUACGCUCUAUGAUUUAAUACACAUGGAGGAUCUAAGUUCACAGAAAGAAGAGUAUUGGAGACUCUUCCGAGAGAUUUUGGAUGCUUUGAGCUAUAUACACUCUUUGGGAAUUAUACACCGGGAUUUGAAGCCAAUGAACAUCUUUAUUGAUGAAUCAAGGAAUAUCAAAAUUGGUGACUUUGGCCUUGCUAAGAAUGUGCAUAGGCCCACAGAUCUGUUGCGCGUAGACACUCAAAUGAGUGCUGGAAGCACUGACGAUCUAACGUCGGCAAUCGGGACUGCCUUAUAUGUAGCCACCGAAGUUCUGAAUGGCAAAGGGAGCUAUAAUGAGAAAAUUGACAUGUAUUCCUUGGGCAUCAUUUUCUUCGAGAUGGUCUACCCAUUCAAGACUGGUAUGGAAAGAGUUAACGAUCUCAAGAUGUUGAGAACAAACCUCGUUGCCUUCCCCGCUGAUUUUGAUGAUAGCAGGCUUAGCAUAGAAAAGAAAAUCAUACGACAGUUACUUGAUCAUGAUCCCGAUAAGAGACCAAACGCCAAAUCAUUAUUGCAUAGCGGUUUGCUUCCAGUUAAGCAUCAAGACGAUGUAAUUAAAGAAGCUUUGAGACAUUUAGCCGACCCCUCGUCGCCUUGGCAACAACAAGUGAGAGAAAGCCUAUUUGCGCAACCUUACAGUAUCACGAACGACAUUUUAUUUGACAAUCAUAAACUUACUUCUACUCCAUUUGACCAACUCUUGAAAUCUCAAAUGAUGGAAGAAAUAACGAAGAUCUUCAAAAGACAUGGCGCUGUAGAAAAUAGCGAGACUUCGAUCAUAUUUCCGAAAGCGCCGAUAUACUCCACUCAAAACGUAUAUGAAAUCUUAGACAAAGGCGGUUCGAUUUUGCAGCUUCAGUACGACUUGACUUAUCCAAUGGCCAGGUAUGUUGCCAAAGGACCCAACUGUGCCAACAAACAAUUCCGCGUUCAACAUGUGUAUCGGCCGCCGCAACAAAUGCAGUCGAGUACAGAACCAAGAAAAUUCAUUGAGGUAGAUUUCGAUAUAAUUUCUCCCUCUUCCUCUGAAAGCACAUUUCAUGAUGCAGAAAGCAUUAAAGUUGUUGACGAGAUCAUAACACAGCUCCCUAUCUUUGGGAAAAUUAAUACUGUUUUCAACAUGAAUCACGCUGACAUCCUUGAUAGCGUUUUCAGCUUUUGUUCCAUUGAUAAAGCACAGCGCUCUUUAGUCUCACACAUGCUAUCACAGGUUGGUUUUGCUAAGACAUUUAAGGAUGUCAAAAGUGAACUGAAAUCGGUCUUGAACAUCUCAUCAACGUCUCUUAAUGAUUUAGAAAUAUUUGAUUUCCGUCUCGAUUUCGAAAGUGCCAAAAAGAGGUUGAAUAAAAUAAUGGUCGACAGUCCUUACCUGGCUAAAGUUGAUGAGUCUUUGCAGUAUAUUUCCAAGGUCUUGAACUUAUUGAAGCCUUUGAAAGUGACAAGAAACAUACUGAUAUGCCCUAUCAGCAACUACAAUUGGGCAUUUUACAAAGGUAACAUUAUGUUUCAGGCAAUAUACGAUGAUGAAAGAACUCGAAGUUUGAUAGCUGCUGGCGGACGAUAUGAUAACUUGGUAUCUCUUAUUGCGAGGCCUUCUGGGGGCAAAAUUAGCAAUGUACAAAAAGCAGUGGGAUUUAAUUUAGCUUGGGAGACUAUACUUGUAGUUGCACAGAGCUAUUUUAAGUUGGCAGCUGGAAAGAAAAUAAAGAAAAGAAGUACUUUCAUCAAAGAUGCUGCAUUAGAGUGGAAACCUUCGCGAUGCGAGGUGCUCGUGUCAAGUUUUUCCAAUAGUAUUCUGAACACAAUCGGCGUAGAGAUUUUGAAUCAGUUAUGGAAGGCUGGUAUCAGUGCUGACUUUGUCCGGAGCUGCUAUACUGUAGAUGAUGUUGUUUCUGUUGCGCAGCGUGAGGGUGUAGAUUGGGUGAUCCUGAUCAAGCAACAAAAGUAUACAGCUUCAAAUCACAAACGAAAAUUCAAGCCGCUAAAAGUGAAAAAGCUAGAUAGCGAAUUGGACGCCGACCUAGAUUUUGACGAGUUCCUGGUAGUAUACCAUCAAGAAAAUGGUUCAAAAUCCAACUCAAACGAACCUCUACAACUUCAGGAUGGAAGCCCAACAUCAACCGAUGAUAAAAGAUGGGAAGAGUUUGGAAGUGCAGAAGAAAGUCUAGAUGGCAGCAGCAACGCCUCUUUCAACGGCCCCAGUGCGCAGAAAGUUGUCUACAUACCGAACAUGGCCACUCGUGCUAAAAAGUCGAAUAAGAAGGACAAGUGGGUCUACGAAGAUUCUGCAAGAAAUGCUUCGCGAGGAAUUAUAACCAGCUUGUCCACAGCACCGAUUUUUGCCGUGGAUGCAAUUCGUGACGAAACGCUUGAAAUUAUUUCUGUAACUUCGCUAGCACAGAAAGACGAAUGGCUUCGCAAGAUUUUUGGUGCGGGACAAAACUCUGCACCGCGCAGUUUUGCUACCAGUAUUUACAAUAACCUGUCCAAGGAGGCUUCCAAAGGUGGCAAGUGGGCCAUCGUGCAUUGUAACAAAACAGGCAACUCUUGCGUUGUAGAUCUACAGCGUUGA
Messenger RNA from Lachancea nothofagi CBS 11611, 5028 nucleotides. The record is from the annotation of a GenBank genome assembly. Lineage: Eukaryota; Fungi; Ascomycota; Saccharomycetes; Saccharomycetales; Saccharomycetaceae.